Molecule: messenger RNA, 1836 nt
Organism: Porites lobata
Lineage: Eukaryota; Metazoa; Cnidaria; Anthozoa; Scleractinia; Poritidae
Source: the annotation of a GenBank genome assembly
AUCCAUCGAUCUACCGAUCCAACGGUCUACAGAUCCAGCGAUCUACCGAUCCAGCGAUAUAUAGAUCCAGCGAUCUACAGAUGCAGCGAUCUACAGAUCCAGCUAUCUACCGAUCCAGCCAUCUAUAGAUUCAGCGAUCUACAGAUCCAUCGAUCUACAGAUCCAGUGAUCUACCGAACCGGCGAUCUACAGUUCCAUCGAUCUACAGAUCCAGCAAUCUAUAGAUCCAGCGAUCUACAGAUCCAGGGAUCUACAGAUCCUGCGAUCUACGGAUCCAGCGAUCUACAGAUCCUGCGAUCUACCUAUCCAGCGAUCUAUAGUUCAAGCAAUGUACAGAUCCAUCGAUCUACCGAUCCAGUGAUCUACAGAUCCAUCGAUCUACAGAUCCAACGAUCUUUAGAUCCAUCGAUCUACCGAUCCAGUUAUCUAAAUAUCCAGCGAUCUACCCGUCCAGCGAUCUUUAGAUCCAGCGAUCUACAGAUUUAGCGAUCUACAGAUGCAGCGAUCUAUGUAUCCAACGAUCUAUAGAUCCAGCGAUCUACCGAUCCAGCGAUCUAUAGCUUGAUCAAUGUACCGAUCCAUCGAUCUACAGAUCCAGCGAUCUACAGAUCGAGCGAUCUACCGAUCCAGCAAUCUAUAGAUCCAGCGAUCUACAAAUCCAGCGAUCUACAGAUCGAUCGAUCUACCGAUCCAGCAAUCUAUAGAUCCAGCGAUCUACAAAUCCAGCGAUCUACAAAUCCAGCGAUCUACCGAUCCAGCGAUCUAUAGAUCCAGCGAUCUACAGAUCCAGCGAAGUACAGAUCCAGCGAUUUACCGAUCCAGCGAUAUAUAGAUACAUCAAUCUAAAGAUCCAGCGAUGUAACGAUCGAGCGGUCUACAGAUCCAGCAAUCUACUGAUCCAGCGAUCUAGAGAUCCGUCGAUCUACAGAUGCAGCGAUCUACCGAUCCACCAAUCUAUAGAUCCAGCGAUCUACAGAUCCAGCGAUUUACCGAUCAAGCAAUCUACAGAUCCAUUGAUCUACCAAUCCAGAGCUCUACAGCUUCAUUGAUCUACCGAUCCAGCAAUCUAUAGAUCCAUGGAUCUAGCGAUCCAGCGAUCUACAGAUCCAUCGACCUAAAGAUCCAGCGAUCUAUACAUCCAUUGCUCUACCGUCCAGGAAUCUACAGAUCCAUCGAUCUACCGAUCCAGCGAUCUAUAGAUCCAUCGAUCUACCGAUCCAACGGUCUACAGAUCCAGCGAUCUACCGAUCCAGCGAUCUAUAGAUCCAGCUAUCUACAGAUCCAGCGAUCUACCGAUCCAGCCAUCUAUAGAUUUAGCGAUCUACAGAUCCAUCGAUCUACAGAUCCAGUGAUCUACCGAACCAGCGAUCUAUAGUUGCAUCUAUCUACAGAUCCAUCAAUCUAUAGAUCCAGCGAUCUACAGAUCCAGCAAUAUACAGAUCCUGCGAUCUAGAUAUCAAUCGAUCUACCGAUCCAGUGAUCUACAGAUCCAUCGAUCUACAGUUCCAAAGAUCUAUAGAUCCAUCCAUCUACCGAUCCAGCGAAGUACCCAUCCAGCGAUCUUUAGAUCCAGCAGUAUACAGAUUUAGCGAUGUACAGAUCCAGCGAUCUACCGAUCCAACGAUCUAUAGAUCCAGCAAUCUACCGAUCCAGCGAUCUAUAGCUGGAUCGAUCUACCGAUCCAGCGUUCUACAGAUCCAUCGAUCUACAGAUCCAGCGAUCUACCGAUCCAGCGAUCUCCAGAUCCAGCGAUCUACAGAUCCAGCGAUCUCUAGAUCCAGCGAUCUACAAAUCCAGCGAUCUACAGAUCCAGCGCUCUACAGAUCAGCCGAUCUA